This is a messenger RNA of Myxocyprinus asiaticus (Chinese sucker), 5342 nucleotides long. Its product is annotated as cGMP-inhibited 3',5'-cyclic phosphodiesterase 3B-like. Gene Ontology annotation, cellular component: membrane. Gene Ontology annotation, biological process: signal transduction. The record is from RefSeq and is a predicted model, not a curated record. Gene Ontology annotation, molecular function: 3',5'-cyclic-AMP phosphodiesterase activity; protein kinase B binding. The coding region runs from base 782 to 3493 and encodes 903 amino acids. NCBI's taxonomy places the organism in Eukaryota, Metazoa, Chordata, Actinopteri, Cypriniformes, Catostomidae. The transcript has 15 exons.
UAUUUAACUCAAUUUUCAUGUUACUUUUAUAGGUAACUGUAUAUUACAAUAUACUGAAUAACAAUAUCCAGUCAUUCUUAGUCUCAAUUUGUUUUCAUUUAUUUAUUCACUUUUCAUGAUCACAUAAUGUAAUCUACUUCCUUUAUUUAUGAAAUCUUUUAUAUUUAAGUAACGCACAGUUUUUACUUGCUAUCUUGCAGGGUUCCCACGGUCAUGCAAAACCUGGAAAUAUCAGGGAAUUUGAAAACUGCGAAAAGUUGUGAAAAUAUUUAAAUACAAAUUUCUAGUAAUACUCUUAAAUGUAUCGGCUAGAAAUUGCUCUUUGUGAGUGUAAUCUCUGAAUAUCUCUAAAAUAUUUUGUUUAAUCCUUAUCCAGUAAUCGCAAACAACUGGAAACUUUCAUGAAAAUUCAUUGGUUAAAAGGAAUGGGAACCCUGAUCUUGGUAGUCAUCAUUAAUUCACAACUUGCAACUUGUUAUAAAUGUAGAUUUUUUUUUUUGUGUGUGUGUGUGACUGUUUUUAUGCUAUUAUGUUCUAUGUACAUACGGCUAAAACAGGCCUGUGUGGUCAAUCACAUACAGGCCAGCAUUUCCAGCAUCCUCACUGUCCGUUUUUCUGUCUGAACAAGCCUUGUAUCAUCUGUCUCAGGACGGUUUGUAAAGUUUUAGCAUGCCAAGGCCUGUAGCUUUCAUCUGCCUGCCGCUUAUUACUGCGGCAGGCCUGCGAGUGGAUAACCCUGGCUCACAUAAAGCUUGCCAAAUGACGUCAAAGCCUGGAGGAAAUGCUCAUUGUGCACUUUUACCACACGUGUGAGCAUGCACACACGCACACACAGGUCGCAGCAGUGCCACCACUUUACUUUAUUACUUUCAUCAGAACCCACCUCCUCUCAAAAAAAUUAUGUUGGUCUGAAUUAAAUACAAUCAAUAAAAUGAGCUCAGCAUGUACGCACAAGACUGAAGAUGGAUUAAAGCUAGCAGAGUUUAUAGAUACCCAGAGUUCUUCCCAUAAUAUCAUUAUGAAUGUUUUUUUUUUUUCGCUGAGUGGAUAUCAUCAAAAGCUGUCUCUGGCACUUGGCUGGAUUUAUCAAAUGGAUGGCUUUGAGAAUGAGUCAUUCUUUGCUACAGUUACUACUUGUGGUGCAGUGAGUGGGAAUGGUGUGGAUCUCUCCGUAAUAAAUGAGGCCAGGAACCUGGUGUCAGACCUGCUGAUGGACUCCUCUCUCUCGCCCCACGUUCUCUCUUCACUGCGCAGCGCCAGCAGUCUCAUGGGAGCUUUCUCUGGGUCCUGUCGGCCCCGGGUCAACCCCUUUACCCCCUUUCCUGGUUUUUACCCCUGUGCUGAGAUUGAAGAUCCCUCAGAGAGAGGAGACAGAAAGCCACUGAAGGGUCUGAGCAGCAGGAACAGUUUACCCACCCCUCAGUUGAGGCGUAGUUCAGCCUCUUCAUCUCUGCCUCCCUUGGAAUCUGCCGCCUCACGAUGGGAACGCACCAAUGGAAAGAGAUCUCACUCUGAGCUUAGCAGCCAGAGUUGUGUGUCUAACGGGCCCAACAGCAACCUGCUUACCAUCCCUAAACAGAGAUCCUCCUCUGUCACCCUCUCCUAUGGCCAUACUGUCCCCAGAAGACCAGGUGCCUCUCCCAGCCUGAGUCCGGUCAGCUCACCGAGUCACAGCCCCCCUGCUGUUCCCGGCUCCUCUUUGGUCACACGCUCUCCGGUGGAGUUCCCAGACACAGCUGAUUUCCUCACCAAGCCCAGCGUAAACCUGCACAAAACGCUGGGUUACACGCUAAGCUCCCCUGAUUUCCAGCAGCAGUAUCGUGGCCCCUCUUCAGUCCCUUUGUGCACCAGUUGUGGCCGUCAGAUGCUGAAGGGUGUCUCCAGUGUGGAAGUGGGUGAGGGCCAUCACCCAGCAGCCAAUGAAAUGCAACGAACGCGCUCAGCUGAAGGUGUGGAGUAUGGAGGGGAAAACCUGAUUCGAGAGGAGAGCAUGGAGGCUGAGUCUCAGGAGGAGAAAACUCCAGACACAACAGCGGAAAAACAGAAAAGCCAGUCUGAAGAAGAGGAACAGACUUCAAGUACAGAGCAGUCCUCACUAGAUCCUGAGGGAGACGAGGAGUUCGCAUUGGAUCCCAUGCUGGUAGAGCACGAAGCACUCAUGGAGAAAGUCAACACCUGGAACUUCCAGAUAUUUGAGUUGAUGGACAUGACGGGAGGGAAGACUGGAAGGAUUCUCAGCUAUGUGGCGUACACUUUGUUCCAUGACACAGGUCUGUUUGAGAUCUUCAAAAUCCCCGUCCGGGAAUUCAUGACGUACUUCUGCGCUCUGGAGAAUGGCUAUCGUGAUAUCCCCUAUCACAACCGUGUCCAUGCCACUGAUGUCCUUCAUGCAGUGUGGUAUCUCACCACCCAGCCAAUCCCAGGCUUUCAGCAAAUACAUAAUGAGCAUGUCACAGGAAGUGAUACAGAUUCAGACAGUGGAAUCUCCCCAGGCAGGGUGGCAUACGCAACGUCCAAAAGCUCCUCUUUCUCAGAUGACAGUUAUGGCUGUCUGGCCUGGAAUGUGCCUGCGCUGGAACUCAUGGCACUAUAUGUAGCAGCUGCUAUGCAUGAUUAUGAUCAUCCUGGUCGCACAAAUGCCUUUCUUGUAGCCACUAACGCUCCUCAGGCGGUGUUGUAUAACGACCGCUCGGUUCUGGAGAACCAUCACGCUGCCUCUGCCUGGAGCCUUUUUCUUUCCCAGCCAGAGUUCAACUUCCUUGGCAACUUGGACCAUGUUGAGUUUAAACGCUUUCGAUUCCUUGUGAUCGAGGCCAUCCUCGCCACAGACCUGAAGAAGCACUUUGACUUCCUUGCUGAGUUUAAUUCCAAGGUUAAUGAUGUGAAUAGUCCAGGCAUCGACUGGACUAAUGAAAAUGACAGGUUAUUAGUGUGCCAAGUGUGCAUUAAGCUGGCAGAUAUUAAUGGGCCAGCCAAAGACCGCAGCCUUCACCUCAAAUGGACAGAGGGGAUCGUCAAUGAGUUUUAUGAGCAGGGUGAUGAGGAGGCCACUCUAGGGUUACCCAUAAGCCCGUUUAUGGACCGCUCGGCACCACAAUUAGCAAAGCUCCAGGAGUCUUUUAUUACACACAUCGUUGGGCCUCUUUGUAACUCAUAUGAUGCUGCCGGUCUGCUGCCAGGAUACUGGAUUGACGAGGAAGGCUCUGACGAUGAAGAGGAGAUGGAAGAUAUUGAAACGGAAGAUGAAGAGCUGGAUGAGGAUCUUGAACCAAAGAGGAGGAAGGGUCAACGCCGGUUGUUCUGCAACAUCAUGCAGCACUUAACAGAUAACCACAAGGUGUGGAAGAAGACCAUUGAGGAAGAAGAGAAGUCCAAAGAGCUGGAGACUCAGCAGAAGCAGCAAGCCGAGAGCCCCAGCCUUCCUCCAUCCAAUUGCUCCUCUGAUGACAUCCAGGUCAUUCAAGAGGAGGCUGAGGAGGAGGAGCGGCAGUAGCAGGAGGAGUAAGGUCAAGAAUUGAAGCUCAGAGAGGGGCUUGAACAGAGUUAAACCACCCCUCCCUCUCCUUCACCUAAACACAUGCACACACACAUUGACACCCCAGAGGAAGACCCUGCAGGAUCUACCCACGCUGAAAUUAGUCACUGUGCCGACACUCUGAAGCUAAUGCAAUUCACAUUGUGUUGAAAAAAAAAAAAAGGCCUUACUACUGUGAGAGGACCCUCGGUGGGAGCACCACUCCUAUGCACUUUCACCCCAUGGAGAAUCAGUGGAGACUGAACACAUCUUUGAAGACGCAGUGAGAUUAGAAGAAAACGGAAAACAUGCGGUAAAGAAUCGUGCCAUCCAUGGUUACCUGGCUGUCAUGCUGCCUUGAACAUAAAGCUCUUAAUUCUCCCAUUGGUACUUCUUAAGUCAAAUAGGACACAAAAAUGACUAGAAAUUAAAGAAGACAAUGACAUAAUUGACACUCGUUACCAAAGUGAACAGUUCAAAAACACGAAAGACUGCGACUGAGGCCGUUUCAGGCCGUGUCAGGAAGCAUAAUUCAAAAUGUGCCUGUCUGAACUUUUGUGAUAUAUAUAUAUAUAUAUUAGUUUGUUUUUAUUUUUAUUGUGGUCCAGACAAUGGACUGUGUACGCUGCACUGUAUGUGCAGUCCCCAAUUCAUGCUGGCGACAUAAAACACUGUAUUACUGAACAGAGUCACUAGGAUAAGUGGAAAUGCUGACAUUUUUUGACUGAAAAAUGACCUGACUUCUGCAUCGUUUUGGAUGCUUUUUAUUCAUGUGCAUCACCUUCCUGCAGUUUUCGUUUGCAUUUGUUGUUUGUAUGGUAGAUUUUUUUUUCCCCAUUUGUGGUGUUUUUUUUCCCUUUAACCUUCAGGAAUACGGAGUUGCCAAUCAUUGAGUUUUCUCUGUAAAGUCCAUCUGUGUUCAAAAGCAUAGCAAAUGGGACAGGACAGCUGGUCCAGUGAAGGGACAUUUCUCCUUUUUUACGUUUGAAUAGAUAUAUAUUUUUUCACGGUUACUCAGGAUUCAUGUGAAGGAUCGUUCCUUGUUUUGCAGGAAAAAAGUUAAUUCUGCAAUUUCUAAAUAACUUGCACGUUGAAAAGUUCUUUUCAGAGCCGGAGAAAAAGGUUUCUAUUUUUUGUAUGAACAACUUGAAAGUCAUUAACAAAAAGAGAUGCUCUCUCAAAGUGCAGAGUCCUGGAUAUUAACACCAGUCCUUAUCUGCUGCUCCAGACCAGUAUAGCCAUGUUUAUUUUUGCAAAGACCCCCUGAUAAGCAUUGGGAUCCAGGAAUCUUAAGUAAAAAUGAAAUGUUUGUUUGAUUUAGCAUGCAUGUCAUAGACUAAACAUUGCUUUGGGGGUUACUUUGUUUGGCAUUAUUCAAACUUAAAAACACGUGCUUUUACUUAAACUAAUUAUUGCCAAACGCAUAAUCUGGCCAGUGCAAAAAUUUCAAGUAAUUCAGGGUUUUCACCUUGAAAGCUGUACAUGAUUUCUUUUGUUUGUUUUUUCUUCUUUUAUUUUUUAUAUAUAUUUUCUUAUUCUUCACCAAAAGGCAGGUUUAAUACUAAUAGUUAUAUUUUUUCAUCUGAAGCAAGAAAUCUAGGCAUUCCACUAGAAUAAUGAGGGAUGUCUGGGGUGAUGGAGACUGACUUGAUCUCUGUCUCUUCCUCUCUGCUUCACCUCGCCGAAACUCAUUUUGUCUCUCUAGAGGAAAGUUCUCAAGUAGGCAGUGUAAAUGAAGCUAGUAUAUUUAAGAAGGGGGGAAAUAAGAGAUAAAUGUGCACAUUUUACUACCAAACAAGUGUUUAACCUCUGCACAGAAAGAAUACUU